GUUGAGCACUACCCAUCCAUCUUUACAUCCCCUCAUUGCUCUUCCACAGGACAAGCACGUCCGACUACUCAGCAGCCAACUGAGCAAUGCUAUACCACGAUGUUUGUUGCGCCACCCCCCGCCAUCAACAUGACAUCUCACUCAACGCUACAAUCGACGAUACUACCCUUCGACGAUGAGUUCGCAAUAUCUGAAAAUACAUGCAAUGACGAUCAUUCGAAUACGAUGAACCUCAAGUCGCGCCAUCCUGGUCGGACAAAUUUUCCUGGCUCGUCGAGCCACGUCGCCAACAUGUCCAUCUACGCCGCCAAUCAUACACAGUUUAACACUGCCACGACGGACAAUACAGCACGGCCACAACUUCCAACAGUCAAUACAAUACAUGACAACAUGUAUGUUUCAAUGAUGUCUAACAACGCACCUGGGCCACAAAAUGUCUUCGAGCGUCCUCCGGCGGUCCACAUGAACCAGUAUCAUGACGUUCCUUCUCACAACCUCCCAAGCUCUCAUGGUGCCCCGUACCACAACACGGUAACAGGGAGAUCAUAUUCCCCAGCAAUGCAUUUAGACGGCAAUGGUACUUAUUCACCUCAAUACAUCUCGCCCAAUACAGAUCCUGCACCCCUCAGCUCCUACCCCGAUCUAUCGUCCUAUCCUGACCAAUCCUACCAUGGUCACGGGGCACAUCAUAGCUCGCACCAACAGCAGCGGAACCCCGCCAUCGCUGAUUCGCAACCAGCUGGUCCUAGUGUUCCAUAUCAACCAGCCACGUCUAUGGCACUUCCACCUUUGCCUGCAGCAUCUUCACCGCCUUCCAUAGACACCCAACACUCACCCGCUACACACUCUUGCCGCUGGAGUGAUGGAGACCACGUCUGUACAUUUACAGGGCCCCUGAAUGCAUUCCGCAAGCACUUCAGAAGCAGUCAUUUGACAGGGGCUCAAAAUUCGCCAUCUAAAUGUUGUUGGCAAGGUUGCACGUACCGCAGACGCGCCAUGCCAGACGUCGAAGUCAUGCGGCGCGACAGUUUGUUGCGUCACGUUCGAGAGACGCAUCUAAUGAAAAAAAGGGGUAACUGAAGAAAAGUAUCUGAUUUUUUAUGUGUGUAUUAUUCAUCAUUCUCUUGGUUCGGGGCAUUGAGGG
Messenger RNA from Suillus clintonianus, 1144 nucleotides. RefSeq lists its product as uncharacterized. The transcript has 4 exons. The record is from RefSeq and is a predicted model, not a curated record. Lineage: Eukaryota; Fungi; Basidiomycota; Agaricomycetes; Boletales; Suillaceae. Bases 100 to 1080 code for a protein of 326 amino acids.